AUUUUUAGCCGAAAUGCCAUGCAGCAGCAGCAGCAGCAGCAAGUAGCAGGACGAGGCAGGAACAGCUGUGGAAGGUAAACACAGGACGGGACUCUCGGGUGGGUCAAGGAAGAAUGACAUGGCAUUUCAGAUGAUUCCUCCAAGACUGUCAUCCUCUCCGCCACCCCUGGACUCCCUCCCGCCUGUGGCCUGUCCAGGAGUGGAUGAGGAUGAUGAAUUUGAUCACUUCUCAUCUCACAAUGCUUCUUUUGACAUCACAGUUAAAGAAACAAGAGAUCAGACGCCAUGCUGUGUGGGCAAAACUUGCACUUCAUACUUGCCUUCAGUGAAUAAUCCACAACAGAAAGCCUCUGGUCUUUCAGACAAACUACCCCCAACACCAGAGUCCAGCCCAUCCAGAUUCCCGGGCAUUCGUUUAGGGACCGCCACGGAGCGAGGACUGACAGAGGGACUGGAGGGGACCCUGGAGGACAGCAUCAGCCAGGACUCUGGAGUGGACAGCUCAAAUCACCCUCAUGAGUUCUCCCCACAGCCCCAGGGGGAUGGCCACCCAUGUUCUCGUGAGGACUUGAUUGGAAGCGACAGUGGGAGGGUAGACAGGGAGUUGUCAGACAUUGAACAGAAUGAUGUGGAUGACUUUGGUGACUUUCAGGGAGUGUGCUCUGCUGGCAGUGAGGCACCAAGGGAGUGUGUGGGCAGUGUGCAAGCAAACUCAAGUCAAGAUUGGGACAGUAGCCAAAUAUCUAGUCAGCCACUCUCCCAGGAGAGUGAGACCUCUAAGUGUAAAGAGAGUGAGUCAUCUAGACACAGGGCAGUUUGCUCUCCUCCUCCUUUGGACUGUGUUGCAGAAGACACAUUAAUAGAGGAUGAUGAUGCUGACUUUGGAGAGUUUUCUUCACAUGAAGCUGCAUUUGAUCUGCCCAGUGGUGCCAACAUUGAUGAGAAGUGUGAUUCAGGAAGCAGCCUUCACUCCCAUAUCUGUCAGCCAGCAUCUAAAAUCAACAUGACACAAAAUGAAUACGAAGAGAUCAGUUCAGGUGCAAGUGUUCAUCAAAUUGGUUCAACUACUGAACGACUGCAAGCAGAUGGGAAUUCAGAAGAUGAGGAUUUAACUUGCAAGUCCAGUAGAGUGGCAAGAAAUGCAGAGAGUGAUGCCAGUGAGGAUGAGCAAGGAGAGAAGAGUGUUUCUUCUCUCCACUCUAAAGGAUUUCUCAGGUCAGAAGACGAGAACAAAGUGGGGCCUCCUGUCACCUCAGAAGUGACUCAGACUCCUUCCCUCAGUACUGCGGAUGAACGAGGAAUGGCAGAUGGGAUGGCCACCAGUCAGGAGAAUGUGAGGGAAGAUUCUGAAGAGAACACUGUGGUAGUGCCAACUACCAGUGCCUCAGGGGAUGGUGUUGAUGAGGAACAAAGAACAGGUGAUAAGUUAGGGCUGGAUAAAAGUGUUCCUUCCUUAAAUAGUAAUGAAAAUGCAGUGCCAGAAAAUUACAUAAUAGUGAAGGGGAGAGAAGGAGAAGUGGAGCCCUUGAGUGACACUGCAGAACGUAUUAGUGAUGUGUGUGAAAAUGAAAAUGAAUCUGACUUUGGUGAUUUCAAUCAAGCCAAAGAUGGCAGUGGUGGUGGCAAUGAUGAUGAUGAUGAUGAUGAUGAUGAUGAUCUAGAUUUCGGUGAUCUGAGAAAGCAAGUGGAGGAAGGUACGUUUGGUGACUCUGAUGAUUUUGGCGAUUUUGGUGACUUUGGUGCCUUCAGCACUGGGUUUGGUGAUGGUAAUGAGGAUGAUGGAAAAGUUGUUGGGGCUAGUGAUGAUGACUUUGGUGACUUCACAGCCUCGGCAGGCACUAAUGCCAAGGCUGAAUUAGAUGAUUUUGGUGAUUUUGUGGUGCCUGAGAAAGGGAGUGCUGUUGAGGAUGACUUCCCUCAGGAUUUCAAUGAUGACUUUGGGGACUUCAGUGCCCCAGAGAACAGUGAGGCAUUGAGGGGAUUCACCACUGCUGCUGUGGAAGAAGUUCCACAAUUUCAGGUUCAGGAUGAUGAAGUUUGCAAAACGAGUCCUGUUCUACAGAAGCUGGAGAGUCUAGUCACCAAGUGGAUACCAAGAACACCAGAAGCAUUCCAGGAGGAGAGCUGCUCUGUGCCCUUACUGCAUCAGGCCAUUGAGAGUGAUGCAUUUGUGUGGCGCCAGCUGGAAAACCUGGAGUCUAGUGCUGCCCUGAGGCUGUCAUGGGGUAGUACACAGGCCCAUAACUUCUUCCUCUCCUCAGUGAAUGUAGACGCUCGCAACAUUGUGAGUAAGGCGGCCAUGAUCACGCUGUUUGGGCAGAAGUGGAGCUCCUCAGUGCCCCUCUUUGCCCAGACCCUCAGCUUCUCCCCACUCACCCCAGCCAAAUCCACGGAGGGUUCAGGAGGGUCUGGUGGUGUGGGACUGGCUGGGACAACCAAGGAGCUUUCUCCAGAUACCUUUGCUACAACCACAACUAAGCAAGGACAGCACAAGAAGAAUUCCUUAAGUGAUUCCUCCACCAUCUCCACAGAUGGAAGCUCAGAGGAGCAGAUCCCCCCUGCCAAGUUUGAUUGGACGUCAAGUGGCCUGACCAACCCCCUGGAGGGCCCUGGUCUAGAACAGGAGUUUUUAAGCGAAGGAGGAGAUAAAGGGUCGGGAGGGAGGGCAGCCAAGAGCCCACCCACACCAUCACCCCUUGUCCAACAGAUCCUUGGCAGAGGAAUGAGUAAGGUGCCCUGCCCUGCCACUCCUCUGCAGUCCCUGGCUCCUGAAGUGAGGCAGGUGGUCACACAACUCCCAAACUUGUCCUUUAUGCGCAGCCGAGUCCUCAUGUUUCCCAUCCGUGGUGACCAGUAAUGUGAGGAUGGUGUGAGGAAUUUGUGUAUGGUGUGACUUAGAUAUGGAGGCUGUGGUGUGAGUAGAAGAUUAGUCUGUAGGGAGAAAUGAGUAUUGUGGUACUUCGUAAUGUUUUGAAUUUCCAUCUUUUACUUAUAUUUUAUUAAUAUUUUGAACGUUUUGAAGCUCCAUGUUUUAUUUAUAUUUGAUUGAUUUUUUUUUUGUUCUCUUUGGUAUGAGUAUAUAUAUAUAUAUAUAUAUAUAUAUAUAUAGAGAGAGAGAGAGAGAGAGAGAGAGAGAGAGAGAGAGAGAGAAUUUUUUUUUUUUUACCCACCACAUGUAUUUAGGAAGUAUAUUCACACCUCUGUAAAUAUACAUGGACUGUAUAGUAGAGAAUGUCUUCAUAAAGCUCAGAAAAGGAUCUAAAAUU
This is a messenger RNA of Scylla paramamosain (green mud crab), 3266 nucleotides long. It is a transcript of the gene Afti, whose product is annotated as aftiphilin-like. The transcript is spliced from 8 exons. Gene Ontology annotation, molecular function: clathrin binding. Bases 119 to 2857 code for a protein of 912 amino acids. Gene Ontology annotation, cellular component: AP-1 adaptor complex; trans-Golgi network membrane. Gene Ontology annotation, biological process: intracellular transport. NCBI's taxonomy places the organism in Eukaryota, Metazoa, Arthropoda, Malacostraca, Decapoda, Portunidae. The record is from RefSeq and is a predicted model, not a curated record.